Messenger RNA from Sus scrofa (pig), 1440 nucleotides. RefSeq names its product olfactory receptor 4K14-like. Gene Ontology annotation, biological process: G protein-coupled receptor signaling pathway. The record is from RefSeq and is a predicted model, not a curated record. Gene Ontology annotation, molecular function: G protein-coupled receptor activity; olfactory receptor activity. Lineage: Eukaryota; Metazoa; Chordata; Mammalia; Artiodactyla; Suidae. Gene Ontology annotation, cellular component: membrane.
CACUGAAUUAAAUGGAUGCAGGAAAUCUGUCCGUAGUGUCAGAAUUUGUGCUUCUGGGACUUUGCCAGUCAUGGACUAUGCAGGUCUUACUCUUACUGGUAUUUUUUAUCCUUUUCCUGAUCAUUGUAUCUGGAAAUAUCACCAUCAUGAUCUUAAUCACCAUUGACACCCAUCUGCAUUCCCCUAUGUAUUUCUUACUGGCCAAUCUGUUCUUUGUUGAUAUGUGGCUUUGUUCGAUCACUACUCCUAAGAUGAUUACAGAUUUUGUCAGAGAAAAAAAGACUAUUUCCUUUGGAGGCUGCAUGUGCCAGGUCCUCUUUGUACAUUUUUUUGGAGGUGGUGAAAUGGUGCUAUUGGUGGUAAUGGCCUAUGACCGCUAUGUGGCCAUCUGCAAGCCUCUCCACUAUUUGACCAUUAUGAAUGUGCAAAAGUGCAUUGGGCUUGUGGCGAUUUCCUGGACCAUUGGCUUUGUGCAUGCUAUAAGCCAAAUGGCUGUGAUAAUACAGUUGCCUUUUUGUGGCCCCAGGGAAAUUGACAGCUUCUUCUGUGAUAUACCACUGGUCAUCAAGCUUGCCUGCAUAGAUUCCCAUAGCUUGGGAAUAUUAAUGAAUGCUGACAGUGGGGUUCCAGCCAUGACCUGCUUCAUAGUGUUGCUGAUAUCCUACACAUACAUUCUUUUUACUGUUCGUCGAAGCUCUAAAACUGGUGUAUCUAGGGCACUCUCUACCUGCACUGCACAUAUCACAGUGGUGGUGCUCUUCUUUGGGCCCUGCAUCUUCAUCUACGUGUGGCCACUCAGCAUCACCUGGGUGGACAAAUUUCUUGCUGUGUUUUACUCUGUCUUUACACCUCUCCUAAAUCCAGCCAUUUAUACCCUAAGAAAUAAAGAGAUAAAAAAUGCUCUGAAGAGAUUCAGAAGCUACUACUUGCAUUCCAAGGAAAAAUUUACUGCCUAGAAACCUCACUGUAGGCCCUUCAUAUUUAAUAUAUAUAGACCUUAUAAAAUAAGGUGAAAAUUCUAGGCACUCAAUUUAUAUCUACAUGUUAUGGCUAUCUCCAAAUGCAAGAAUAGGGCUAAUAUAAUUCAAGGAAUUUCAACUUUAUUAAUCAACCAGCAGAACACCUUGAAAUAUUUCCCUUUCAUUCCAACACUAAUGAAAGACACUAUGAAGAGACUGUCUAAUAAGUCUUCCUAUGCCUUUAACUACAUUAACUGAGAAGCUGAAAUGCUUGAUAAACUUCUCUUGAAACAUCUAACUCCAUUUGGAAAGUGUUUCUGUGACAUUGAGUCCUCCUGUCAAAACUUUCACUUAACCUCUUGUCAAGAGGCAACUGAAUUAUUACUUAACUUAACCCUCUAUACAAAUACCAAUGAAAAGAAGUAGGGGGAGAAAUAAAGAGAGAAUGAAAUAACAGUGGAACAGUACCUAGGGAAUAAAG